Molecule: messenger RNA, 1820 nt
Organism: Fusarium verticillioides 7600
Lineage: Eukaryota; Fungi; Ascomycota; Sordariomycetes; Hypocreales; Nectriaceae
Exons: 3
Coding region: 119-1633 (504 amino acids)
Cellular component (GO): membrane
Molecular function (GO): glycosyltransferase activity
Source: RefSeq, a predicted model, not a curated record
CGGCUUUCCACUUCCAUCCAUUCCAUCAUGUCUCUUCCCGCGACAAACCAAAACAAUCCUCACAUCGUCAUUUCUUAGCAAAACAGGGCCCUAGUGCCAUGUUCGAGCUCCAGCUGCAAUGCCUUCAAGCUGGUCCUCCUCCAGCCGGCGACUGAUGCUCAACAAACGCUUCAGUCGCAUGGCCAUCGCUGGCCUCUGCACCGUCAUCUUUCUCAUUCUUGUCUUUUGGGGUGCUAUCCAUGGUAGCUAUGGCGUAUCUCAGUACUAUUCUUUUUCGACGACGAGCUCUUUUCGCCCCGUGUCCGUCGACCCCGAGGGUAAGACAACCGAGGACCUUUGCGCGACAUUCCCCAAGCAUUUGCUACAAACGAUACAGCCUGUCUUAAAGAUGGGCCACGCCGACACGAAAGAAAGACUCGAUGCUCAAUUCGAUAGUGUAAGCGCUUGCUUUGGAAAGGGCGAGUUGCUGGUCUUCUCGGAUCUCGACGAGGCGGUACACGACCAUCAAGCGAUCGAUGUCCUCGCCGAUCUACCCGCCAUUUACUACCACGACAACCCCGAUUUCGUGAACUAUCUUUGGCAGAAGGAAAUGCGGGCAAAUGGCACUCUCGACGUGGACACGGAAGCGACAGCGCGCAUCCAAGGUUGGAGGAUGGACAAGUUCAAAUUCCUCCCGAUGAUCGAGCGCGCAUGGAAGAUGAAGCCAAACAAAGACUUUUACUUCUUCUUCGAAACAGAUACCUACGUCUUCUGGGACAACGCCUUCCGCUUCCUCCAAACCUUCGACCCCGAUGCGCCGUUAUACAUGGGCUCUCCCUCGCCGGGUACGCACGACGUUAAACAAGACAUAAAGACAUGGUUCGCAAACGGCGGGCCAGGCUUUGUUCUCAGCCGUGGUGCGAUGAGGGCACUCCUCGUCCGUAAGACAACGCCUUACGGGCAGUACGUCGAACCGCCAGCUACGGAAAAGUGGCUUCCCAUGCUUCGGGACGAUUGCUGCGGUGACAGCGUUACGGGAUGGGCGUUGUGGAACGUCAGUGUUCCGCUGAGGGGAUACUGGCCGCUGUUCAACCCGCAUCCUUUGCACAGCAUUCCCUUCAGCGACAAGUAUUGGUGCCAGCCUGUCAUGACGCUACACAAGUCGUCGCCGAAAGACAUGGUUGAUGUUUGGCGGUGGGAGUUUGCGCAACGACAGCUCGGGCGCCCGUUACUUUACUCUGACGUGUGGAAGUUUCACCAUCCCGGCGAUCGUGAAGUUGCAGAGAAUUGGGACAAUGGGAAAUGGGAUUUCACAGUUGCACCGCCUGAAGCAAGAAUCGACUCAUUCGAAGCGUGCGGCAAGUACUGUAAGGACAGCAGCGAUUGUCUACAGUACAAUUGGCGAGGUCGCGACGAGAAAAAGUGUGUAACUUCCAAGUCCUUCCGAGUCGGCGAGCCACGACAACCCGAGAAGAUCAUCGAGCCUGAAGUCAAAGACGACAAGGGCAAUGUUAUACCACCACCGCCAGAUCGCCAAGACCGAUGGGUGGAUUUCAAGUCAGGAUGGCUGACCGAGAGGAUUGAGCAGUGGAGGUCGAACAGGAAUUGUUCAGAAGUGCAAUGGGUUGGGCCCAGUACUAAGAGAAUCUUCUGAUUUGAUACCAGGGUCGUUGAAUAUACUGUUAGCCAGGCGUUGGGGGGGAAAGGGCAUCAUAGGUUAUAGAGCAUGCAUUCCUAGCUUAGCGAUAGCAUCUUGUAGGCGAGUCUUUUUGCUAGGUAUACUUGUCAUCGUAUCAUGAAAUACAGUACAGCAUCUGCAAGCGAGGCAUAGCUAAACGGGC